This is a messenger RNA of Sclerotinia trifoliorum, 2272 nucleotides long. The record is from the annotation of a GenBank genome assembly. NCBI's taxonomy places the organism in Eukaryota, Fungi, Ascomycota, Leotiomycetes, Helotiales, Sclerotiniaceae.
GCAAAAUGUUUUUAAAUCCGAACCUUAUCACCUUAUCCUAAAUCUUUUAUCGAUAAGCCAACUUCCAUUUGUGACCUUGCCACAAUUUAUAUCCUCAUCUGUCAUUACGCCAUAUUCAUCGUUAUUCACUCUUCGCUCUUCAUUGUUCAUUGUUCAUCGUUUAUUGCUCAUUGCUAUACGUUUUGCUUGCUAUAUAUAAGACCCUCCUUAUACAUAUUCUACAUAAUGGUAAAACGAAAAGAUGAGCUGGAAAUUCAACUUAAGGAUGAACAUCAAUUGAUUAAAGAGGGUCAGUUGAAAGACGAUAGUCCUCUCGACACCAGUCCUGAAUUUCAAGAGCUUUGCCUAGCUAGUCGACUAGGGGAUGUCAAGAGAUGUCAGCAAGCAAUUAAUACUCCUGGAAUCAAUAUUAAUGCUAGGGAUUUGUUUGAUUAUACACCAUUGAUCUUGGUACGGCAAAUAGUAUCCCCAUACGUUUUCUCGCUGACAAACUCAAGGCAAGUCUUUGCGGACAUUAUGAUGUUGUUGAGCUACUCCUUGAAGCCGGAGCUCUCUGUGAACGAGAUACAUUUCAAGGAGAGAGAUGUUUAUACAAUGCAUUGAACGAUCGAAUUCGAAACCUUCUGUUAAAGUACGAAUAUUCGAAAUCUAGAGAUCCAUUACAACCAUUCGCUUCUCAUAUCACCUCUCUUCUUUCCAGACAGACACCUGACACUUCGGAUAUUACAAUCACUGCCGGAUCAGAAUCAUGGAAUUUACACAAGAUGAUACUUUCUGCGAGGUCACUAUAUUUCCAAGGAAAGCUUUCUACAGACUCGGAGACAACUUCGUGGAAAUUUCCCUCAUCAAUACCAAUAGAAUCUUUCCAGGCUACUUUUCGUCACUUAUACAUGGGAGAAGUAUCUUCGGAUCUUGGCCUUAAAUACAAUAGUUCUGUGAACGAGGUGGAUGUUUUCAAGGGGAUUGAAAAGCUCGGCAAGCAGUUCCAAAUGGAUAUGGAUUCAUUAUGGGAAGGGCCUUUAAGUGGACGUGAUCAGAGGAGGGCUAGACAGAGGCGUCAGGAUGAAGUUUCAAGAGGAAGGGACCAGAUGGAGUACUGGUAUCGAGAAAAUGUUUUGAAGCAUAAGAUACAUAUCGACAGCGUGAAGGCUAAGGAUGUAAAGUGGACUAAGGAUAAUUCCAUCUUUGCGGACGUCCUGUUGCAGGCAGAUGAAGAUUUAGUAGCGGAGGAAGCUUUGAACUCUAGACCAGAAACGCCAAUACGUAACACAAGUGGUAUACCUGUGGGUCCCUCAAGCUCAUUAUCAUGCGCCACAUCAACUAGCCAACCUCGAAAAUCAAUGCUCUACCCAGCCCACCGAGCCAUGCUUAUUCGGUCAGAAUACUUCCAGACCAUGUUUAGUUCCGCCUUCUUAGAAGCUCAACCUAGUGAAUAUUUGCAUGUCAUAUCGGUGGAUUGCUCCCCUGCUGUCCUAGAGCUUCUUCUCGACUACUUCUAUACCGACAACGUUGAUAUCCCACUUGAUCUUGCGCUGGAUGUUCUUUUCACAGCUGAUACGUUUUUUAUCGAGAGACUCAAAACCAAAGCUGCGGUAGUAAUCAGUACUCUUGGGAUGGGUACGGGUACGCUAGCAGAUCCUACACAUAAGACUCCUGAAUCAAAUGUGGAGCUCAUCAACCCUUUUGAUGUUAUGAGAGCUGCAUGGUUGACGAGAGUUCAAAAACUAGAAGAAACUUGUGCUAAAUACUUGGCAUAUAAUUUGGAAUAUUACAUUGACGACCCGGAAUUUGAGGAGGUGAUUAAAGAGAGUGCAGCUAGAAUUGAAAAGAGACAGGAGACUGACACUAUUGAGUUACUUGACGAGUAUGCUUUCCCAUCACUUCUUUACCCACAUUAGCAAAUAUAAAAACUGACAUGCAUCUAGUAUUCGCUUCUAUCUCUCCGAAAGAUUCCGACUUCGAUUUGAAGACUCAGGCCUAGAAGAAAUGAUGGGUGAAGACGUGGAUGAGAACGGGCAUGAAGCUCCUGCUCUUGAAUCAACGAUGAAUGGACAGAUCAGAACUCUCAAUGGCGAGAUUGCCGGUGAUGAGUUCGCCGCAGAUGCGAUGAACUACCAGACAUUACUUGGAAAGAUAGAUACCUUGUUAGAACGAUUGAACUUGGAUGCUUAGGCUACGUUAGAUUUUAAGUAUCAUAUCAUUAUUUGUAUGGAUGAUAGAAAAACAUAUACAUAUAUCUAUCUAUUCUCGUCCCAUACCUACUCAAUAUUUA